Molecule: messenger RNA, 14718 nt
Organism: Aureobasidium pullulans EXF-150
Lineage: Eukaryota; Fungi; Ascomycota; Dothideomycetes; Dothideales; Saccotheciaceae
Product: peptide synthetase
Exons: 4
Coding region: 1-14718 (4905 amino acids)
Biological process (GO): secondary metabolite biosynthetic process; amino acid activation for nonribosomal peptide biosynthetic process
Cellular component (GO): cytoplasm
Molecular function (GO): catalytic activity; phosphopantetheine binding
Source: RefSeq, a predicted model, not a curated record
AUGCCAGCGCGAACACUUUCAGCUGACGAAAUGUCCGCCGAAAUGGACGAUACACUUUCGAUACUAAAUCCUAUGCCGACGCGGCUAGAUGGUCCCAAGCUGCUCCAUGAACUCAUAUCAGGUCCCGGAAAGUCUGGAACUGCCCUGGAAUAUUUGGACGCCGAUGGUGAGACGACGAAGUUAUCUUAUGCAGACUUGCAUAGAAAAGCAAACACGCUGGCGAGACGACUGGCUCAAAUCAGACGUGAGGCUUCACUAGGGACCCCAGGAAUCGUACCGAUCUAUAUCCCGCAAUGCCCUUCAUUGUACAUAUCACAGCUGGCAAUCUUGAAGUCAGGGGCAGCCUUUUGUCCUCUGAAUCUUGAUGUACCAGAAGAACGCCUGAAAUUCAUUCUCAAGGACACUGCAGCCGCCAUUCUUCUUACGACAACUGCUAUGCGAGCAAGUCUUCCAGAUCUGGCAGAUGUUACUAUCGUAGCAAUCGAUGACGGGCCGUCAAGCUCGGAUUCAGAUUCGGACACCUCGGAACCUUCAGAGGAUGAGCCAACCUGCACUAAUACUUCUCCUCUUGCCUACAUAAUGUACACUUCUGGCAGUACUGGCCUUCCCAAGGCGGUCUGUCUUUCUCAUCAGGCGGCCACACAAUCUCUCCUGGCACAUGAUCGAUUUAUACCCACUUUUUCUCGGUUCCUCCAGUUCGCAAGCCCGACAUUCGACGUCAGCGUGUUUGAGAUAUUCUUUCCGUGGUUUCGUGGAUCUACACUUGUCUCCGUUGAGCGCGGACGACUGCUCGGUGAUCUUCCUGGAACGAUAACUGCUCUGAACAUUGAUGCCGCCGAGCUCACUCCAUCAGUGGCUGCCAGUCUGGUCCGUACCAGAGACAAUGUUCCGACUCUACGCACACUCCUCACAAUUGGUGAGAUGCUCAAUCCACAAGUAAUUCAGCAGUUUGGUGGCUCGGCCGAUAAACCUGGUAUCCUCUAUGGCAUGUAUGGCCCUACCGAGGCUGCAAUUCACUGCACUUUACAGCCAGAUUUUGCAGCAGAUCUGCCUGCUGGCACCAUUGGUAUCCCUCUGGAAACAGUUUCAUGUUUCAUAGUCAAACCAGCCGAGUCUAACGAUCGAGCUGGCGAGAUCGAAAUUCUACCUAUCGGCGAGAUUGGUGAGCUUGCAGUUGGCGGUCAUCAAUUGGCAGACGGUUACCUCAAUCGCGAAGAGCAAACUCGAGCUGCUUUCAUCACGCAUCCCAAGUUUGGUAAACUAUAUCGCACCGGUGAUAAGGCUCGACUACUACAAAACGGCAGGCUGGAAUGCCAUGGUCGUAUCUCGAGUGGCCAAGUCAAACUCAGAGGCCAGCGUGUUGAGCUGGGAGAGAUCGAACAUGCUGCAUCAAAAGCUGACGGAUGCCAUGCUGUGGUUGCAAGCGUCAUUUCUGGUCUUUUGAUCCUUUUCUGCAUCGCCGAUGCGAGUACCAUUUCACCGAGCGAGAUCAAGUCCGCAUGUCAAAAGUGGCUGCCAGCUUACAUGAUCCCAAGCGAUAUUGUGCUACUUCCCGAUUUUCCAUACCUUCCGUCCGGCAAAGUUGACAAGAAGAAGUUGGAGAAUGAUUAUGCCUCAGAAAACUCGAAUUCCGAAACGGAAGUCUCUGGCAUGUCAGCUGAAGCGAAGGAAAUUGCGCAGACAAUACAAAGCGCAUUGGGUGUCUCGAUAAAUUCUACGACGGAUCUGGGUGCUGCUGGACUAGACUCCUUGAAAGCAAUACAAGUCGCCUGUGAGCUGCGCAAGCACGGAUAUGCUGAAGUCGGAGCUCUCGAGCUGCUUUCAGUGACAAAUCUUGCAGCUCUUGUCGAAUUGCUCCAAAUCAAAGGUAUAGACGAACACGCACAUGUCGACCAAGCCGAAAGAUGGCAAAGUGUUGUUAGUGAGCUACGAUCGAGAGUUGAAAAAGACCUUGGAUCCGAGCCCAUGAUAAGCAACAUUCAGGAGAUUCUGCCUUGCACGCCACUUCAAGACGCUAUGCUGGUCGAAACAGCAAGGCAACCACAGGCCUACUGCAAUGAGCUUCUCUUCUCCGUGAAUGGCAAUUUUUCCGUUGAACACAUGCGUAAAGCUGUGUUCGCUUUGGCUGACAAACAUACUUCCUUGAGGUCUGGGUUCUGGGCUUCUGGGAUAUCUGACAGCGCUUACGCACAAAUCGUGUGGAAGAGUGUGGAUGCUUCUCAGUUCGCAAGUGUGGACUCUUGGAUGUCCGAGUGGUCAAUUUCAAAUCAGGAGAUGCUUUUGCGGCCACUUCGUUUCCAGUACAAGAAGUCUGAGACGAAUGCCCAGUUGUUGAUCAACAUACAUCAUGCGCUCUAUGAUCAGUGGUCUGUAGAGAUUAUUCUCGAAGAUCUGGAGAGCCUCUUACGAGAUGUUCAGGUUCCGGAGAGACCCUCUUUUGAGGCUGUCAACAAAUUUUAUAGCCACCAGAGACACGAGGAUCAAACACAGCACAUUGAUUUCUGGCAAGAGUAUCUCUCUAGCGGCACUUCCGGUCGCUUACCAAACUUAUCUCCGAAGAAAAUACCACGCCAACCUCUCAGGUCCGUGAGCCACACCAUCGACAUUGAUAUGGAGAUGUUACGCCAGACUGCCAAAGAGUAUGCUUGCAGUCCUCAUGUCUUCUUCCAAGCUGCAUACUGCAUGUUACUCAGCUGGUAUAUGGGCACAGAUGACGUGGUCUUCGGGACAGUGUUUUCAGGGAGAACUUUGCCCAUCGCGGAAGUUGAAAACAUUGUCGGCCCUCUGUUGUCGACUCUUCCAUUGCGUGUGAACAUUUCUGAGAGCAGAAAGUUCAGGGAUAUGUUGCGUCGCUUCCAAGGUGAUAAUAGAGAGAUAAUGCAACACAGCGCAGUCUCCCUUGCAGACAUCAACAAGGCAUGUGGCGUAGCACCAGACGAAGCUCUCUUUGAUAGUAUCUUCGUGUGGCAAGAGACCGCUCGAUCGGAUGUUCAACACAAGCCACUGCUUCAACUGGAUGAAGCUCGCGAUUUCCUGGAGUUCAACCUUACCUUGGAGCUCGAACCGUCCCAGCAAGGUGUGUCUGCCAAGGCCACUUACCAACCAAGCAUCCUGCCACCACGGCAAGUUGAAGUCUUUUUACAGCAGCUCGAUGAGCUGGUCAACCUUGCGGCGGCCCGACCGGACAUGCUCAUCAGUGAAUCGGGCAGCCAUCUGCCUGUGUCCAUCAUGUCAAUCGCAAAUCCAGAGCCAAAACACUUCUCAUACCGCGCUGGACUUGGAUCUGUUGUCGAGAAACAUGCUCGGGACACGCCCAACAAGUUGGCCCUGACCUUUGCUCACAACAUCCAGGAAAGCGAUGUAGAGAUCGAGAGCCUGACAUAUGAAGGGCUCAAUGUAAGGGCCAACAAGCUUGCAAGCUAUCUCAUCUCGCAAGGUGUCAAGUCUAACGAAUUGAUUUGCAUCUGCAUGGACAAGUCGAUCGACCUCUAUGUUGCUAUUCUCGCAAUUGUGAAAGCAGGAUGUGGAUAUUUGCCUUUGGUUCCCGAAACGCCAUCUGCCAGGAUUCGCCAGAUUCUUUCGGAAGCCAAUGUGAACACUUGCUUGACUGAUUCGUCAACCACGCCUACCAUUAACGACCUGAGUCUCUGCAGCACUAUCAAUGUCACAAUGAUCGAUAUCGCAAGACAGUCGCAAACAAAUCCUAAGGUUGCUUUCGAGCCCUCGGACAUUGCUUACGCAGUAUUCACAAGUGGUACCACGGGCAAGCCAAAAGGAGUUCUCGUGACGCAAGAAAACAUCCUCAGCAACCUUGAAGUCCUGAGUGGGAUAUACCCUGUUCGAAAAGACUCCCGGCUACUACAAGCUUGCAAUCAAGCUUUCGAUGUCAGUGUCUUUGAGAUCUUCUUCACCUGGUAUAGUGGUAUGUGCUUGUGCUCUGCCUCCAAGGACGUCCUGUUCCGUGACAUCGAAUUGGCGAUCAACAAGCUUGACAUUACACAUCUUUCUUUGACGCCGACAGUAGCCGCAUUGACGGAUCCGUCUCACAUCCCGAAAGUUCAGUUUCUCGUUACGGCCGGUGAAGCAGUCACUCAUCAUGUGCAUGGUGCAUGGGCGGGCAAGGGUCUCUACCAAGGCUAUGGUCCCUCAGAGACUACCAAUAUCUGUACUGUGAACCCAGCUGUGAAGCCAGACCAUGUCAUCAACAACAUUGGCCCGCCGUUCGAAAAUACGUCGGCAUUUGUGUUGACACAAGAUUCUGAAUUCCACGUCGUGCCUUGUGGCGGCUUGGGUGAACUCUGUUUUGGUGGACAACAGGUAUUCCGCGGCUACCAAAACAUGCCUGAGCUUACUGAGAGCAAGAUCAUCGACCAUCCGAAGUACGGUCGUGUUUAUCGCAGUGGAGAUCUUGGCAGAUUGUUACCAGAUGGAACCAUCCUGAUUCAGGGCCGUACUGAUGAUCAAAGAAAGAUUAGAGGCCAGAGAAUUGAGCUUGGUGAAAUUUCUAGCCGUCUGCUUGAGAUCCCUAACGUGCAGGACUGUGCAAUCGAGAUUGUCAAGACCACAGACAAAGAGCGUUUGAUGGCAUUCUGGAUUCCAGUUGGACACUCGAAGGACGUGUAUACAGUGCUGCAUCCAGACAAGUCGAUGCAAGAGAUCAUGACGUCGAUCUUUGCACACCUCGCCGAUCACCUACCUGUUUACAUGAUUCCAGAUGCCUUAGUGCCAGUGUCCGCCAUCCCUCAAACCACGCAAGGCAAGAUUGACAGAAGACAAUUGUCGAGGGACGGCUCCAUGCUCAGCGUAGAGGACUUGAAUGCAUGCUCGCAGGACUUUGCCGGUGACAAAGACACCACCGAGCUUUCUGUGAAGGAAACUCACUUGCUCUCGGCGCUUGCGGAUACUCUGAACCUGCCUUCCACGUCUAUAGGUCGCUCGACUUCCUUCUUCGCAUUAGGUCUUGACUCGGUGUCUGCAAUUCGUUUUGCAACAAAACUGAGGACGCAGCACGGCUAUCAGGCUGAUGUUUCCCAUAUUUUGAAGCGUUCUACCAUCGCCAAAUUGGCUGCGAAGCUGGACGAUGGUCAAAUGAAACCAUCAGUGUCAUCGAAGAACGACACCGUAAGCAGUUUCGAAGCAGCUAUUGGCUUGGACAUCAUCGAGUCAGUCAUCUCACAACUUCGAGAGCAGAGCCAGAUCGUGGGUCAAGUCCUGCCUUGCACGCCCUUGCAGGAAGCAAUGCUUUCUUCUGCCAGUGGCCCAGAGCAGUCUUCGGCAUACCGAAACAAGACACUGUUCAGGUUGCAAGGCAAACCUGACAAGCUCAAAGCUUCUUGGGAAGCUAUGAUGAAGAGGCAUGGCAUUCUGAGAACAACUUUCAUCAUGACUGAAAGCACAAGGUUCCCAUUCGUGCAGGCUGUGCUUUCGGAGUCGACCUUACCAUGGGAAGAGUUUGAUCACGUUCCUGAUGAUCUUUCAGCGUUGGUCCAUGACGCCAAAUCCAGCGAAACUCCGGGAUACAUGCCUCCAUGGAAGAUACAAGUCUACAAGUCUGGACCAGUCAUUUAUCUUUUGCUCGAAAUGCAUCACGCCUUGUACGACGCUAAUGCUAUGGCCAAUCUCCUGCAAGAAGUCGAAGAGCUCUACGAGGACCAUGAACUUCCAGCACCAGUAUCGUUCAAACCUUUUCUCGAUCACAUGCUCUCUGCCAGUCUUGAGCAAGCGGAUGAUUUCUUUACUGCCCAACUUCGAAACUUUAUCCCCAAACCCUUUGAGAAGAUGAAGCAUAGCCAGUCAAAGAAUGGUUUUGGAGCAGUUGUUGCAAACAUAGGCUGCUCCUCAAAGACAGUGGAAGAAUUUUUGUCGAAGCAUUCCACCACUAUGCUUGGUCUAACUCAGGCAAUGUGGGCGAAAGCUUUGUCAGCUGCACAAGGCUAUUCAGAUGUUUGUUUUGGUAACGUUGUAAGUGGUCGCACUGUUCCUGUUGAUGGCAUCGAAUCUCUAGUUGCACCUUGCUUCAACACACUACCCGUUCGUAUCGAUCUGUCGAAGCAUCAAAGCAACCUCCGCCUCAUCAAAGCCCUUCAAGGGGGCAAUGUUGAUGCUUUACCUCAUCAGCUCACAUCUUUACGCCGCAUCCAGGGACAAGCCGGCACAGGUGGACGGCGAUUGUUUGAUUCUCUUGUCCUUUUGCAGCAAAAGCCGACAGACUUGAAUCCUGAAAUCUGGAGCCUGGAACACGAAUCCGGAGACAUGGAUUUACCUUGCAUUGUUGAACUUACGCCGAGCGAUGAUUCAUACGCCCUUUCGUUGCAUUUCAACCGGAGUUACCUUGAGGAUGGAGUUGUUCAAAGACUUCAUCAAGCGUGUUUAGCUGCAUUUGCGUCUUGCAUAAGAUACCCAUCCAGCGAUGUUUUUGAUUUUGUUGACUUUGAUAAAGACGUGAUAGCAGGCUCUUUGAAGCCAGACGACAAAUACAUGCAGUCUGCUGAGGCUGCUCAGCGGAAAGAGUUGCAACAGCCGGAGACUUCAGACAACGACGCCUGGUCUCCUCUCGAACUUCAGAUUCGUGCUGCGUACUCAGCAAUCUCUUCCGCCCCUGAAGACCGGAUCGGGAAGGACACCACUAUCUACAGGAUUGGUCUGGACAGCAUCAGUGCAAUUCAAGUCGCUAGCCGGCUUCGAAAAGAGGGACUCUCGUUGCAAGCCAGCGAUGUGAUGGAGAGCCCAUCGUGCUCCGAACUGGCUUCAGUCGUUCAGACUCGAUCACAAACACCUGUUAUAAGCACUCCUGCGUUCGACCUCGAGAAUUUCGACAAGCGCUACCGUAGCGUUGUUCUGGAUAGCCAAAAGGUCUCCACGGACCAGAUUGAAGCAGUACGACCUUGCACUGCGGUACAAUCUGGAAUGUUGAGUGAAUAUGUUCACUCUGGCGGGCACCAGUACUUCAAUCAUAUGUUCUAUGCGGUGGACGAAAACAGCAGCUUCGAAACGCUCAAGAACGCAUGGGUCAAAGUUGUUGCGCAGCAUGAGAUGCUGCGCACUGGGUUCAUCAAUACUGAUGAUCACGAGAACCCAUUCGUGAUGUCGACUUACAAGUCUCCCGAUGUCCACGACCUUUGCCUGCAAGUAUCAUCAGAAGAUGGAGCGAAGUAUGAUGACUAUGAGCGAGCAGCUUCUGAAUCAGUCAAGGAAAAGCUCCACUUACCACCUUGGAGGUGGAGUCUUCUUGAGAUUAACCAAACACAAUGUCUACAAUUCUCUGCGCAUCAUGCUAUCUUCGACGCAGAGAGUUUACGUAUGAUCAUCUCGGACCUGCAGUCCGCUCUACGGGAUGACGCUGUACCUGGAAGGCAGUCGAUUGGCAGUGCUCUGAGUUACAUCUUGUCGAGUAGCCAAAAAGAUCCAGAGCAGCAGCGUAUUUUCUGGUCGCAAAAGCUUGGCGGCGCACCAGUCACUCGAUUCCCCAAUCUGACUCCACUUAGAACCCCGGACACAAAGGCAGUCGUUGUUGAACGCCUAUUUAGCCUCCAACGCAGUGAGAUCGAGGCUCGUUGUCAAGAGUCUGGUGUCUCAAUGCAGUCAGUUGGACAAGCAGCGUGGGCUCGACUACUGAGCGCAUACACAGGAGAGUCUCUUGUAACUUUUGGAGUGGUCUUCUCCGGACGCACUGCACCGGAGACUGCAGACACUGCAUUCCCAUGCAUCACGACGCUUCCAGUCUCGAGCAACACUGCUGUAGAUGACUCUCAGCUUCUCCAAGACCUGAUGUCAUACAAUGCGGGUGUCCAGAAACAUCAAUUCACAUCCCUCACAGACAUCCAGAAGUAUGCGGAACUGCCCAAUGAAGCGCUAUUUGACUCGCUUUUCGUCUACCAGAGGCCGUUGAGCAAUGAUGGUUCUGAAACUUCUUGGAAGGUUAUGCACGAAAGCGCUUCAGUGGAACUAUCCGUGUCCAUUGAGAUGGAGGCGCUCCCAGAUGACAAACUUGGUCUUCGACUGACAGUUAACCCGGCUCAAAUACCUCAAGAACAGGGAAAGAUCAUGCUACAACAGAUGGAAGCCAUCAUUGCCGGCCUUUUCAGUAUCGAGGACUCAAUCGAUGCAUCAGUCUUGUCUGUCGUUCCUCCCAAGGAUCCGAUCAUUCCCACAGACUUCAUUUAUCUGCACGAGAUGACUGAGGCGGCCGUUAGAGAUCAUCCAGAUCGCAUUGCUAUGGAGUUCGUUGUCAAUCUUGAAGACGAACAAAUCACAAGUCGAAAAUGGACCUACCGCCAAUUGGACGAGGAAGCAAACAAGAUUGCGCAUCUCUUGCUGGAAAGCGGUGCCAAGUCCGGCGACAUCAUCGCAACCUCUUUUGAUAAAUGUCCGGAAGCCUCAUUCGCUUUCUUCGGCAUUCUUAAAGCAGGUUGUGCUUUCUGCGCAAUUGAUCCUACAGCACCUGCAGCCCGCAAAGCUUUCAUUUUACAAGACUCGAAUGCUAGGGUCCUCUUGACUUCUGCUUCGAUCAAAUCAGAGCUCGAAGGCUUGACUCAAUGCGGCGUCAUCAACCUCAUCAACCUAGACAGCAAGGAGAGCUUGUCGUCUUCUCCCGUGCCUACACCAGAUCUGUCAUCCUCGUCUGUCAGCUACGUCUUGUAUACUUCCGGAACGACAGGAACACCAAAGGGCUGUGAAAUUACGCACGACAAUGCUGUCCAACUAGUCAUGGCUUUCAAGCGUCUUUUCAGUGGGAGGUGGACAGACGAAUCUCGUUGGCUCCAAUUUGCCUCGUACCAUUUUGAUGUCUCUGUCUUGGAGCAAUUCUGGACCUGGAUUGUUGGUAUGCGACUUGUCUGUGCUCCUCGCGAUCUAAUCUUGGAAGACAUCAUGGGUUUCCUCGAUACCAUGCAGAUCACUCAUCUAGACCUCACACCGUCUCUAGGAAGACUUCUGGACCCUGCUAUGGUGCCAAGUUUACACAAAGGCGUCUUUAUUACGGGUGGAGAGGCUCUUAAACAAGACCAGAUCAACACGUGGGGGGAUAUCGGCUGCCUAUUCAAUUUCUACGGGCCUACAGAAUGCACUAUCGGUGUGACCGUGUUCCCUUCCGUUCCAAAGGAAGGAAAGCCCUCUAACAUUGGCUGGCAAUUUGACAAUGUUGGCUGCUACGUCCUAACUCCUGGCUCUCAGACGCCCGUUUUACGUGGCGCUGUCGGCGAACUCUGCAUCUCUGGAAAGCUAGUCGGAAAGGGCUAUUUGAACCGGCCUGAGCUCACUGCAGAUUGCUUUCCCUACUUGGAAGACUUCGGGGAAAGAGUGUACAGAACUGGCGAUCUGGUUCGUCUCUUCCAUGAUGGAUCAAUAGAUUUCAUGGGCCGAAAAGAUAAUCAAGUCAAGCUCAGAGGUCAAAGACUUGAGAUUGAUGAGAUCGAAGCUGUGAUCAAGCGCUGUCAAGGCAUUCAAGACACUGUCUGUGUUGUUGCCAAGCAUCCCAAGCAGCAAAAAGAUCAGCUCAUCGCCUUCAUUGGUAUCGAUGAAUCAAGAAAACAGGGCAAGCCUGAGCUAUGCCCCGCGGAGUCGACCAAGCAUCUCAUUCAAGCAGCCCGUACAGCAUGCGAAGAGCAUUUGCCUGGGUACAUGGUCCCCACACAUUUCCUCCCGAUCCAGCGUAUUCCCUUGUCUGUGAACAACAAGGUAGAAGAAAAGCUGCUUCGUCAACUCUAUGCUGACAUGCCUGCUACUACCCUUCAGACAUACGCUGUACAGGCUGAUAGCCAGCGACCUCUCAGUGAUGGAGAGAAGAAGGUUUCGAAAGUUCUGGCUGAGCUAUUGAAGAUUGAAGUGGAUGAUCUGAAGCCUUCAUCAAACAUCUUUACUCUGGGUCUAAACUCCAUCUCAGCUAUACAACUCUCAAGAAAGCUCAAAGCCAGUGGUUUUGCAAAUGCCCAGGUCGCGACCAUUCUCAAGAAUUCUUCUAUCAGCAAACUGGCCAAAGCGCUUGCCACGUCGACAGAUCAGACGGAUGGCGAGAUCGCUGAUGCCAGACAAACCAUCUCUGCAUGUCGGCAAAAGCAUCUAGGCACUGUCACUCGUGUGCUUCGCUGCAAAGUGGACGACAUUGAAGCCAUUGUACCUUGUACACCUCUGCAGCAAGGCAUAAUCUCCCGAUCUCUGGCAAGCGAGACUUGUCUCUAUUUCAACACUUUCCGUUAUGGUGCUCAAGGAGUAGAUCUUGCAAAACUCGAGAAGGCCUUCAAUGAGGCUCUAGCUCGCACACAGAUCCUACGUACUUUCUUUGUUGAGACUGAUGAUGGGUAUGUGCAAGCUGUAAGAAAGACAGGUCACCUGCCCUGGUGGACACUCGAGGUCUACGAUCUUGCAUCUGUGGACAGUGUCUUUGCCAAGCGCAAACAGAAAUGGCGCUCCUACAACACUGCUCAUUUGACUGUACCUUUUGAGAUUGUGAUUGUUCGCUCUGGCUCUGAGACUUUCUUAUCGGUCGACAUGCAUCAUGCACUGUAUGAUGGCAACUCUUUCGAUAUGUUGAUGAACAACGUCUCCAAGCUCUAUAAUUCUGAAGAGGCCGACUUUGGCAAAUCAUUCGUAGACUGCUUACCCUUUGGUCCUUUGCGCAAUGUUCAGGGCGCAAAGAAGUUCUGGCUUGACCAUCUUUCGGAUGUGGACCCUACGGCGAUGAAAUCAGUGACCGAUCGCAAAACAGACCGAGACGUUCUCUGCACAGCCAGUCUCGGUGUUCUGCAGCAAGUGGAUGAGCUACGCCGCUCUCUCGGUGUCACUAUUCAAGCAUUAGUCCAAGCAUGCUGGAUUGCCACCCUUCGCAAGUAUCACCAUGGAGCUGUUGGUACAGUUGUGUCUGGACGCUCUAUCGACUUCGAUGGUAUCGAGAACGUGAUCGGACCUUUGUUCAACACUAUUCCAUUCUAUUUGAGAUGCGAUUCAGGAGACUCUUGGAAGACGCUCGUCCAGAGAUGUCAUGAAUUCAACACCGCAGCUCUGCCUUACCAGCACACACCAUUGCGUGAUAUCAUGAAAUGGUGCAACAAGGGACGCUCCGAGCCGCUUUUCGACACGUUGUUCGUUUUCCAGGGAGCACUUGACAGCUCCACCACCAACACUUCGAUUCUCAUCCCUCAGGCGGAUGAUCACUUCGAAGCUGAUUACCCACUCUCUUUUGAAGCGGAGGAAGCAGGUGACGGUCAGCUCAACGUCACUUUAGCUGCCAAGGGCUCAAUUUGCGACGACGAGAAGGCUCGAGAACUGAUCGAGGAGUUCCAUCAAGCUGUUCGGGCAAUGGUCGGGGCUCCUGAGGACGAUGUCGGCGUUAGCAUUGGUCACACUUUCGAGCAACCUACCAGGACUGUCAAUGGCGAUUCAGCUAACACUCAUAAGAGCGGUACAGCGAGCUUUGACUGGACUCUCGAAGCUACCACCAUCAGAUCAGAAAUGGCGACUCUCGCUGAUGUAAGCGAGGAAGAUGUGAACGAGGACACUUCCAUCUUCGAGAUUGGACUAGACAGUGUCGACGCUGUAAAGCUUUCAUCACGUCUCAAGAAGAAGAACUUGGCUCUACCUGUGAGCACCAUUAUGAAGUCUCAAACCAUUGCCCAUAUGUCGUCAACCUUGCAGCCCACCAAAGAGGAUAUUCCAAACGACAAGUCUGAGCAGACUUUCCAAGAACUUGGAAAGAAGCUUACUGCAUAUGCACAAAGCCAUAUCGACGGUACACACUCGCUUGAACGUGUCCUACCAGCUAGCCCAAUGCAAGAAGCUUUGGUGUCGGAGAUGGUCCGAUCGUCCUACAGAGCCUAUUUCAAUCAUGAUAUUAUGAAGAUACCCAAGGAUGUCGAUCCCGAGAGUCUCGAAAAGGCAUGGCGAAAGGUCAUCGAAGCUUCGCCCAUCCUUCGUACUGGUUUCCUCGAGAUCGAUGACCCGGAAAUGGAGACUACCUUUGCUCAGAUCAUCUACAAGCAUGACGAUUCUCGUCCGCUCGAGUUUGGCUUUGUCAAGGUACCGACUGAAGAUGCCAUCACUGAACAUCUUGAUCAAAUCGGCUCUGAUGUAGCAUCGGCUGCUUUGACCCAACCUCAGCUACAUUUGACUUGGGCAGUCACUCCCCAGGAUAGAUACCUGGUCUUCUCAAUUGCUCAUGCUCUUUACGAUGGUCACAGUCUCUCAUUGCUCCAUCAUGACGUUCUACGUGCUUAUAACGAUGUUCUACAGCCUCGUCCUUUCUACGACGAGAUAUUGAGAGACACUUUUGGAGGCAGCAAUGAAGAGGCUGUCACGUUCUGGCGUGAUCUUUUGGCACAUGCGAAUAAAACUCAUCUUCCUCGGCGUCACACUCCCAAAGAAUUCGAUCUCACCACUCACCGCACAGAGAAGACAAGUCAGCUCUCUUCUGAUGAUCUUACCUCAUUUUGCAAGCUGCAAGGUGUGACUCUGCAAGCCGUUUGUCAAACAGCCUGGGCUUUCGUCCUUGCUCAGACUGUGCAAUCACUAGAUGUCAUGUUCGGUGUUGUCUUGGCUGGUCGUGAUAGCGAACUUGCUGAAGAAGUCAUGUUCCCUAUGAUGAACACCGUCGUCAUGAGAUCAGUGUUGCACGGAUCCAGAAAGGAUAUGUUGCAAAGCAUACAAGCAACGAUUUCGGACAUCUCCAAUCAUCAACACUUCCCCCUGCGCCGAAUUCAAGCUUCGUGUCAGGGACAGGUUCAAGCAGGCUCAAGUCAGAAUGACGCCUUCUUUGACACGCUCUUCACCUUCCAAAGACGACCUGACAAUGCUGAUGACGUGACUCAGACGCUGUAUGAAUCUGUCAAUGGUGCUUCUGAGGUUGAGUACCCUGUGGCUAUCGAGGCUGAGAUUGUUGAUGGCUCUUUGAUCUGGAGAGUAGCCUGCAAAAGCAGCGCUUUUGACGAACCCGAUGUGAACGACCUUCUUGCCACUAUCGACACUGUCUUGCAAGCGAUCGUCUCUGGGCCUCACGAACCUACACUCACCUUCCAAGAUCAAGAAGUUAGUGUUUGUGGCCUGCCUGCGUUCAAACAGCAAGUGGAAGCGGGCGAAGAACAGACUUCCGAAUCUAGCGAGGAGACGGUCGUCGACGCGGAUGACUGGUCCGAUACUGAGACCAUGAUCCGAGAAGUCAUCGGCAAAGUCACCAAGACCCCCAAGACUGAAAUCUCGAAAUCUGUUGCUCUUCAGAAUCUCGGCGUCGACUCCAUCAACGCCAUAAAGAUCUCCGCAUUGCUGCGACAGAAGUCUAUUAAAAUCACUGUCAGCGAAAUUGUACGUGCUGGUACAAUCUCAAAGAUUGCUACCGUAGCCCAGAAGAAGAAGAAGAACCAGACAGCCAAACCUUCUGGCGAGAGUGCCGAGAAUACUAUUGCCGGUCUCAUGUCACAGAAGGGCUUCACAGCUGAACGGUUUGGCUACGAUGGCCAAAGCAUUGAGCAGAUCUUGCCCGCAACUGCUGGACAGGUUUAUAUGCUGGGCGCAUGGCUAGCGACGAAUGGGCAGCUGUUCUAUGGAGAGUUCGAGUAUGUUACUACUGUCUCGACCACCAUGGCUAGUAUCGAGCAAGCUUGGCAGAAACUCGUCUCCAACAAUGCCGUUCUUCGCACUGUCUUUGUUGCCACUCAAGACGACGACACUCCUUACUUGCAAUUAGUGUUGCGCAACGCUCCUGCCUCUUUCGUAAACCUAGAUGAGCAAAAGUCUUCUUCAGAGUUGGAGCAGCCGUUUGUCAAGUUAUCGGUACAGAGCUCAGACAAUGGCUACAAAUUGCGUGUCAAGAUCCAUCACGCGCUUUACGAUGCCAUAAGUCUGUCACUGCUCAGUCAAGCCUUGGGCGGCUAUCUGCAAGGGUCUACCCCUGCACUCCAACCGUCUUCUACGUUUGCCGACUUUAUUGCUCAGCCUCUGGGCGCUACCGAGAAGAGCGGCAAGAAGGCGUUCUGGACCAACUACCUUCAAGGCACGCAAUGCCCACAGCUCGAAUCUGACUCAUUGGCUUCAUCACGACACAUCGAGAUUUACGACCCUCGUGCCAUGUCUGACAUGCCGAAAUUCGAGACUGCGCUCAGAAAACAAGGGAUCAGUCUCCAAGCUGUUUUCUUCGCCGCGUAUGCCAGAGCAUACAGCUACAAUACGGACCCAACGGCCGAGGACGUGAUCAUAGGCAUCUACCUGGCCAAUCGCUCUCAUCUUGAGAACCUGUCCAACCUCACAGCACCGACACUGAACCUUGCCCCUCUUCGCGUACGCUCACCGACAAGAACUUCGCUUAGCGAGCUCGCAAAGCAGAUUCAGAAGGACUUGCAGGACAUCGGCACACCUGAAAACAGCAGUGUCGGACUCUGGGAGAUUGAGGCGUGGACAGGUGUCAAGAUAGACACGUUCGUCAAUUUCGUCAAGGUACCUGACAGUGAUGAGGAUAAUACCAAUCAAGCCGUCGUCAUGGACCAGGGUGCAGAAGACCAAAGGAUCCAGAAGCGAAGUCGAGUAUCUGAUGCUGUUGAAGAGAAAUUUGUCGUGCCAGAAGAAAUGCGACAUGAAGCAUUGAAGAAGACAUACAAGCGAUCAUUGGAUAUCGAGGCGACUGUCGCGGAUGGUUCGCUCGGCAUUGGUGUGUUUGGUUGGGAAGAUAUGAUGGACCUGGAACAAGCUGAAGGGUUGAUUGAAGAACUGAAGAUCGAGAUUGAAGAAAUUCUCGGAUGA